Carassius auratus (goldfish) is the source of this 1174-nucleotide messenger RNA. It is a transcript of the gene hoatz, whose product is annotated as HOATZ cilia and flagella associated protein. The coding region runs from base 288 to 803 and encodes 171 amino acids. The record is from RefSeq and is a predicted model, not a curated record. NCBI's taxonomy places the organism in Eukaryota, Metazoa, Chordata, Actinopteri, Cypriniformes, Cyprinidae. The transcript has 6 exons. Gene Ontology annotation, biological process: cilium assembly.
UUCAUUUUUAUACAGUGCUAAUAUAGCCAGCCUAUACUAAAAAAAAAUAAAAGGGAGCUUUCCUUGAACAGUGACAAACAGUCCAGUGUUAAGCAAAGAUCAUUAAAAUAAUAAAUAGCUUGUUUACAAAAUUCUCAUCUCGAGUCCUCUUUCUUGUGUAAUUCUUUUAACGUUACUUCCGUUUAUCGGGAGCGUUUGGUCACCUUGGCAACCGUAAACAUCCACACAUGACUGGUAAGGUUAAGUAUUAACGGUUAACCUGUUGCUAGAACAGCAAGCUUGCUAUUAUGACUGAAGAACUAGACGAAGAGGUUUUAGACAGUCUUGCAGAACUCGACAAACUUUAUACAGUAUUUGAUGGAGCGUCGCAAGAAGAUGUGGCAUAUGCAAAGGUUUUCUGGAGCUCUCUCUCCCUGCAGCCGCCGAUAGAGUCUCGACUCGUCUCAGCGGACAUCAGGCAGCGGCUGAGAGCUGCGAAGACACCGCACUGUAAGUGUGGCCUUCAGGGCGAAAUACAGCGAAAACUGUAUUUAACCACACAUGCUACCACAAAUAAAGCGUCGUUGUCUAAGAGGGAUGAUGAAAUCCAGCAGGAUGUUUACUUGAAUCAAAAGCAGGAGGAGCGGCAGAAAUACAUUGAGAUGGCCAAGAAAAGAGAGCAGAUUAUUGCACUUCUGAAAAAGCAGAGGGACGAGCGAAUUAAGAAGGAGAUGAUUUCCGACCAAAACAAAACAAGAAAUGGAAACCUAGUGGAUAAAAGUAAUUUACUGCUGUGGACAGCAAAAGGGGAGCUAUUCCGCUGAUGCUGCUACUGUAAAUCACAUCCAGUUAUAAAAGGGAAAAGCACAUAGGGCCUCAAGUAUUAUUUAAACAGGUAAGGGGGAAAUGAUUUGUCAGCUGGAAAGAGAGCAAAAUUACUGACAGUUUCUAACAUGUUCAUUAUUAUAUUGGAUUUCUAUACUAAAAUUGAUUCCCAGGCCCAGUGAUGAAGGGCUAUUGGAAAACCAACUUAAGCUAAUAUUGAGGCUUGGAUAUUGAUCUGAAAUCUGUCUGAUUAACUUGUUUGCUACAUCUAAAUCAAUGCAAAACAGAAAAUGCACUUUCUUUUGUAUAGAAUUAAUUCAAAUGAUGUUUCUAUAAUGAACCGAGUGGAUUUCGAAAACAAUGAAAUUAU